Mesorhabditis belari is the source of this 354-nucleotide messenger RNA. The record is from the annotation of a GenBank genome assembly. Lineage: Eukaryota; Metazoa; Nematoda; Chromadorea; Rhabditida; Rhabditidae.
AUGGGUAUCUUAUUUCAAUUUUUAUUCAUCACAUUUUUAUUGCUGAAAGUCGAUUCUUUUAAUUGUCCAAGAGGAAGUGAUGAAGUGCCGAGAGAGGAUGUUUGUGUUAUCGGGAUCAAUGAACCCAAAUUCUAUUUUGAUGCAUCGCGUGAUUGUGUUUCUCGUGGGGGAGUGACUGCCAAAAUACAAAACCUUUACGAGAACAGUUUCAUCUUUACUCUCAUAGAUCAAGACGUCAAUGGAGCCGCUCCAUACAUCGGAAUUGAACGCAAGCCCAACAACACCUGGGUCUACGGUGAUGGGUCACCGCUGGUUUAUCUGAAUUGGGCUUUAGAGGACCUUGCCUUAUGGUCA